Pseudomassariella vexata is the source of this 1326-nucleotide messenger RNA. RefSeq lists its product as uncharacterized. Gene Ontology annotation, biological process: regulation of transcription by RNA polymerase II. The transcript is spliced from 3 exons. The record is from RefSeq and is a predicted model, not a curated record. NCBI's taxonomy places the organism in Eukaryota, Fungi, Ascomycota, Sordariomycetes, Amphisphaeriales, Pseudomassariaceae. Gene Ontology annotation, molecular function: DNA-binding transcription factor activity, RNA polymerase II-specific; RNA polymerase II cis-regulatory region sequence-specific DNA binding. Bases 1 to 1326 code for a protein of 441 amino acids. Gene Ontology annotation, cellular component: PcG protein complex; transcription regulator complex.
AUGGAACUAAUGGAGCUUGUCGAGAAUGAGCCUACGGCUCGCCCUUUCCAGUGCGACUGGCAAUCAUGCAAUAAGAGCUUUAAUCGAAAGUCAGACUUGCAACGACACUACCGGAUACACACAAAUGAGAGACCUUACUCUUGUGUCACGCCUGGGUGUGGCAAGAGCUUCAUCCAGCGCAGUGCGUUGACGGUUCACAUUCGAACCCACACGGGUGAGAAGCCACACCAGUGUCAGCACAUUGGAUGUGGAAAGCGCUUCUCCGACUCAUCGAGUUUAGCACGACACCGCCGAAUCCACACGGGCAAGCGGCCGUACAAGUGUGCCCAUGAUGGGUGCCUGAAGAGCUUCUGCAGAAAAACCACCAUGGUCAAGCACCAACGACGGUCUCACCAACGCGGCAUCCACUCUUCCGAAUUGGACGACUGCACGUCCGAUUCCGACAGCGGCGAGUCGCCUUCGACUCCCAAGCUUUCGGGGAUGCAGUGGCCGCAGGUCAACAUGAAUGGUGGCCAUCCCGGCUUGCAUGGCCACAUCCAUCGAGCUGCCUCCUUUGCCGACUUUGGUCAAAAUAUGAACGGUUACAACCAAUAUGGUCAUCGUCACAACGUCUCCUCGGGAACAGCCCACGAAUACCACGGUCAAGUGGUCCACGAUCAACCGCCGCAACAGCAACAUCAUCACCCGCAACAGCCGCAACAGCACCCGGGUAGCCACAUGCUCCAUCGCACAGCAAGUAUGCCUCAGCAUUCCUACUACGUGACGGAGCACAACAACCCGGGUGUAGCGACAAUGAACGCCAACCCGAUGCCAUCAGCAUACCAGGUCCCCAGGCAACAAGUUGAGGGACUUCCUCUGGACAUUCCGUACAGUGCCGCUGGCAUAAACGGAUCCAUCCAAAGUAGUCCAGGCACAUUCUCGCCGGCCUCCGGACGCAGCCCAUCGGCACAGCAAGAGGCCUUUUAUACCCACCAGCCGGCACAAGGUACCACGUAUGGUCUCCAGAACGCGUCGCCCGUGGAACAACAGCAGCCUAUGGUACAGUACGCUCAACAAAUGUCGCAACAAAUCCAACCUCCGCAAUCUAUCCCUUCGCAAGCACCAGCUCCUCAACCGAUCCACCAGGUCCAAGAACAAUACCAACCGUCAACUCAUCAGCAAGAAGAGCACUGGUACAGCAGUGUGCCAUACCAGCAACCCGUCGAGGUGGCCACCAUUGGUCAACUACCCACAUACGGCUCCGGCGUUUAUGACCCCUGGUCCAUCAAGGCCGAGUUCGACGACCCGACGAUGCAGCUUCCCAGCGCCCGACUCGAAAACAUGUAA